AUGCCAGACAAGAUAGCCCACACACGCUCCUCGUCGCGUUACCGCUUCUUUGGCGCAUCGUCGCGUCCAGCAUCCAGCGAUCAGGCAGAGGCGCAACGACGUGCACAUGCCAAGCGUAAACCGAGUCCUGCCUCCGCCCACAGCGCGCCAUUCAUCAGUGAUCAAGUGCGACAUGUUCCUCUCCAACCGCCUUCUACCGGUGUCGGCGCGUCAUCGCAUCAUUCAAGGGAGACACGCGCGUCGCUUUUUGGCGAUGAUGAGUAUCGCCAUGUUCCAGGCAACGUUCAUCUCCAGACGGAUGAUUCACUGGAACGCCUGAUUUGUGCAACGGGUGCCAUUCCACUCCUCCGACAAAUGGCGACAGACUUGGCGUUUCGCGAUGCGCAAAUCACAGAAGUGCGUCGCGUUGCUGAGGAAAGGGAGAAGAGGCUCAAGCAGAUGUUGUUCGAUGCUGGUGUCUCGCGGUCUGAUGUGGAACGUCGGCUUGCAGCGCCUUUGCAGCGACGUUCAUCACGCGAGAGUCUCAUGUCUCGCAAGAGUAUUUUCAGCACAAUAGAUACCUUGGAUGAUCGGAUACAAGACGCCAUCACAAGUCGCGGCACAUCAACACCGGAAGAGAUACAGCCUGCAACGCCCGCUUUGCCUGCAGCAGAAUUGUCUGAGCAUCCGGUAGAGACACCUACGGGAGCAGCGGAUAGCCCUGUCAGCAACGCAGUGCUCAAAAAACCAUUAGACUCGCACCCUCAUGAGCGCAGAAAACAAUCUGUCACUGGCAUCAAAACACAGGAUUGGCUUCCUUCCGGCCUCCGAGAAACGGCGCAUUCUGUCAUGCCCAAUACCGUGGCUGCAAUUCCGCUCGCUGGUGUCGUGAAGCAGCACCUAGAACUCAAGACGUUCAUCCCUGAGGCUGAUCAACCACCGACCAUGUUCCCGGCAUGGAAUGAUGGACAUAUCCCUGGCAGCAUCUUGACGGAUAGGUUUGGCUUCAAGCUCUUCGAUGAACGGUCAAAGCGACGGCAAGUCAGUGAGGCGUUUCUAAAUAUCAGCGAUGAUCAAACACCUGCGCGACCGAUUGAUUUGCAGCUACCAGAGUUUUCCUUGGUAGAUGUAGACAAUGUGGACGUGCCUAUCAGCCCUGUUUCAAUGGUUGCAAAGCCAGGCAGUCGGUCCAGCGAGUCGAUGCCACUUGAUGCACCAGCGACGAAAGACUCAAUCGACGCGAAAGCGGACGAAGCUGCUUCCAUGACAACCUCGAGCAGCCACAAGAAUCUGCUCAACUUGACCAAUAUCGUGCAGUCACCGAAACCGCUCACACCGGAAACGACUCUCAACAAGCCCGAUGCUGUCUUUCACCAGAACGACAAUUCUCAAGCGCGUCUUUACAUGCUCUCUCGACUCGAUCUCUAUGGUGCCGACAAAUCCAAGGAAGAGGCUUGGGAACAUUUCUUUGCUAAGACUCGUGAAGAUAGAAGUAAGGCCGGUAAAGGUCUCUAUGAGGAAGGUGACUUUCUGGAAGACGAGCUCAUCGGUCUCGCUGGCUUGUCCAAUAGUAAGAUGGCCAAAGAGCGGCGCCGGGAGCUGUUGACCCUCAUUUACAAUGGUGUGCCGAUGAGCUUGCGUCCCAAAAUAUGGGGCGAGUGCACCGGUGCUUACAUGCUCAAAGAGCCCAUGUACUACCAGGACUUGCUUUCGAAUGGUCGCGAUACAGAUCUCAUUUGUGUUCAGCAAAUUGAUAUGGAUGUGCAUCGGACCAUGCCAAGUAACGUCUUCUUCAAUGGCAAAGGCCCGGGCGUUGAGAAACUGCGUCGCGUGCUCUUGGCCUUUUCUCGGCAUAACCCUGAGGUUGGUUAUUGCCAAGGCAUGAAUGCCAUCGCUGCAACACUUCUGCUCACACAUCCGACAGAGGAAGAUGCCUUCUUUGUUCUCUGCUGCAUCGUGGAGAAGAUAUUGCCACCUCGGUAUUUCACGCCAGACCUGUUGACGAGUCGUGCGGAUCAGAUGGUGCUCAAGCAUUUCGUCAAGGAGCUGUGCCAUAAAUUGCACAAGCACUUGGCGACCCUCUCCAUUGACUUGGAGGCUAUCACAUUUGGCUGGUUUCUGAGCAUCUUCACAGACUGCCUGCCUGCUGAGCUAUUAUUUCGCUGUUUCGAUAUUCUUUUCCUCGAAGGCCACGCAUUUCUAUUCGCCGUGGCCAUCACCAUCUUGCGCAUCAAUGAGAAGGCGUUGCUUGCGUGUUCAUCGCAGGAUCAGGUGUUUACGCUAUUGAAGGAUUUAGGGAAAGUGAGGGAAGCGAAUAUAGAUGAGUUUAUACGGAUGACGGAGGUGUGCAUGGCAGCAAUGCGGAGUCAUGCGCGUUUGGCUGUGGGAGCGUUGCAAGAGACGGCUGUGGAGCGUUUAUUAGAGCAGGCUGCUGCUAACAAGCGUGCUCGUGAAGCAGAGAGCUCCUCCCUCUUCCGAUCAAACCGCGUGCGCUCCGCCAGCACCAACGCGAGUCUCGAUGAUGCAAAGAAACCACAACAGCAUUUCCCACAACGUCUCAGGAAUUUGUUCAAACUCAAUAUACGUGAUCGUAAUCGAGACCGGAGCGUCUCAAGCCCGAAGCCAAGCUCACAUGGUGGACAUGCCGGUUUGAGCAAGACGGCUGGCUCACAUGAUGAAAUGGGCGCUUUGGAGACACAGUCGGGAAGGGCGACGCCAGCGCUGGGUUUGCCGCUUGACGAGGGGUUACGAGGUCAGGAUGGCAAGUUACGUCGCAUUGCCUCUGCGCCGGAUACCAAGAGCUUACUGACUGCGGCGCUUCAAGGAGAUGGUAAAAGUACGUCGGGUUUAUUGACAGCGGAUGAUGCCUUGCGGCCAACGACGAAUGGGUCUGCCGUGACAUUCGGAUCUGUUCCCUUAACAGCAUCGAUUGAUGGCGACGUCGGACAGCUGACACCUCCCACCGGAGAGACAAGCGAUGCAGCGCUUGAUGAUGGUUCAUCGCGAUUGAAUGCGAAAAAGACAUUCAGACGCACGCACAGCAGUCAUUCUAUGCGCAGCCGCGCUGUUGAAGUCGGCCCUGACUCAUUCGACAAGCUCAAGUUGCUCGGCAAGGGCGAUGUUGGAAAAGUCUAUCUUGUUCGUGAAAAGAAGACAUCUCGUUUGUUUGCAAUGAAGGUCCUGAGCAAAUCAGAAAUGAUCAAGCGCAAUAAGAUCAAGCGUGCCUUGGCCGAGCAGGAAAUUCUGGCAACCUCCAAUCACCCAUUCAUUGUCACGCUGCAUCAUUCCUUUCAGAGUGACGAGAACCUGUAUCUGUGUAUGGAGUACUGCAUGGGCGGCGAGUUUUUCCGGGCUCUGCAAAGCAGGCCUGGCAAGUGCUUGAAAGAAGAGGAUGCCAAAUUCUAUGCUGCAGAGGUGACGGCCGCCCUGGAAUACCUGCAUCUGAUGGGCUUCAUCUAUCGCGACUUGAAGCCAGAGAACAUCCUCCUGCAUCAUACUGGGCACAUCAUGUUGUCAGACUUUGAUCUCUCCAAACAAUCGACAGCGCAAGGUGCGCCUGGCAUGAUUGUUUCUGCAAAGGGUACUACCAUUCAUUCAUUGCCAGCUGUCGAUACCAGAUCUUGUGUUGGAGGAUUCAGGACAAAUUCGUUUGUCGGGACUGAAGAGUACAUUGCACCUGAAGUCAUCAACGGAAACGGCCACACUAGUGCAGUGGAUUGGUGGACACUUGGCAUCUUGCUCUAUGAAAUGCUGUUCAGCACAACGCCAUUCAAAGGUAAGAACCGCAAUAUGACAUUUGCCAAAAUUCUCAAGAACGACGUUCCUUUCCCAGAGUCACCCCUGGGCCACCAAGUCUCUUCGAACUGCAAAAACGCAGUCAAGCGGCUCCUCAUCAAAGACGAGCAUAAGCGACUGGGCUCCAAAGCCGGUGCAUCUGAAAUCAAGACACAGCCCUUCUUCCGCAAUAUCCAAUGGGCAUUGCUUCGCCAUACUAAACCACCCAUUAUACCACAACCUGGCAAGGGUAUCGAGGCAACCAAUUUCCGCGCUAUGAAGGAAAGCAUGAGCAUUGAUAUUUGCAAUGCAACCGCUAUUACAACGACUGCUGCAGGUGUGCCGAUGGGUGCACAAACGCCAAAAGGCUUGAUUGACUUUGAUCCCUUUGGUAAUUUCAACAGCAUCACGUUGCAUCAUGAUGAUACCGGCAUCGUGCAUCAUAUCGAUGAAGACCACCGGCGUCGACAGAGUGGUGGACAAGAUCUCGAGCAACCUAUUCUUGGAGUCAAAUAA
Molecule: messenger RNA, 4269 nt
Organism: Protomyces lactucae-debilis
Lineage: Eukaryota; Fungi; Ascomycota; Taphrinomycetes; Taphrinales; Protomycetaceae
Exons: 2
Coding region: 1-4269 (1422 amino acids)
Biological process (GO): protein phosphorylation
Cellular component (GO): nucleus; cytoplasm; plasma membrane
Molecular function (GO): ATP binding; protein serine/threonine kinase activity
Source: RefSeq, a predicted model, not a curated record